This is a messenger RNA of Stereum hirsutum FP-91666 SS1, 1152 nucleotides long. RefSeq lists its product as uncharacterized. Bases 1 to 1152 code for a protein of 383 amino acids. Gene Ontology annotation, molecular function: zinc ion binding; nucleic acid binding. Lineage: Eukaryota; Fungi; Basidiomycota; Agaricomycetes; Russulales; Stereaceae. The transcript has a single exon. The record is from RefSeq and is a predicted model, not a curated record.
AUGGGGCCCGAGCUCGAAUGGUUACAGCAAAGGGCUGGAGAACUCGGAUACCAAUUGGACUCGGAACGAAGCUUAUCCACUUCACAAUCCCCUCCUGAAUCAAACGCCAACCCAAUCCCAAUACCUCCCCCUUCCUCAUAUGCCAAUCCCCACGUUACCAUAUCCUCCAAUCACAACGGAUCCUCGGACUCAGAACCUCCCCACGGAAUCCAUCGUGUACCAACUCCCAUGCCUGGAACUCGCUCCAAUAACCCAUCUCCCCCACAAUCCACCUCUUCCAAUUCCACCCCUGAAUCUAACGCCUCUUCCACCCUUCCGAACCUCCCUGGACUGUUCCACGACUGGCUCACAAACCCAGCUACCCAUGCCCAGGCUAGCGCAGCCAUCGACGCCUGUGGAAACGAGAGAGUCCAACGUUUUGCUCACAAAUACAUCGAGGUUACAGAGGCAAUUAGAGAACGAAGAAAGGAAUUGGGACGAUUGGAGAUGGAGGAAGCCAGAUGCGAACGAAGCUUGGGAGCUCUCGACUGGGAUCGACGGAGCAUUGCAGGUACCCUUAUCGGUUUACGCGCAGAAUCUGUCAUCUUCCCCCACGUCUUUCCUACAGUCGGACUAUCAGCUUCUGGAACAGCAUCUCGACCAAGCCCAUCCGGUACCUUCCCCAACCAAUCAGCGAACCCUAUCACCGAAACUCCUAGCUCCCAUCACACGCACUCCUCAGACUCUCACCCCUCCGGAAGAAGUGGCGUCCCUAUCCGCAUCUUCCAAGCUCCCUUUAGCCGAGAACUCACUCCCUCGCCACCUGACGGAUCUUCCGGUUACGCCUAUCCAAGCGGAAUGGGAAGCAGCCUUCAAGUUCCUCGAAACGGACACCUUCCUGGGCGAGACUCCCCGGAUGCUUCCGACUACCAUGCAGACCGCUCCCAGACUACAUCGAUUCAAGCAGUCCGCGGUUCCACGACGAGACGCCCAGAGUCUUCCAUACAGCGUCGAGGCAACCAUGGGAUUAGAUGCUGGGAGUGCGGAGAUCUCGGGCAUACUAGGAGAGAUUGUCACAAUAUGCGCAGGAGGAGAGCAGGACUCCCAAACGGAAGAGAAGGAGACGCCAUUCUCGAUGGAAUGAUCGAUGACAUUCUCCAGAACGCCCACUGA